GAGCUGAAAAUUAAAAGGGUGAACGUGGAGUUAUGGGUUGGCCGGGUUUUUUUCUUUUCCUAUUUUCACUCUUUAUUGUAAAUUCUGCAGGUAAAGCGAUAGUGAGCCGGGAGCUUAAAGACAUCUGUAGAGGAGGGGUGAGUCAGCGGGUGCAGAAGGACUAAGAAUUGGUUCCUUGGAGGGACGGUCGCCUCUUUCCCCAGAGAGGAGGCGGCGGGGCUGCUCCUGGGACCGAACCCCCGUCCUCUCCCCGCUCCAGGGGAACGCGGGGCCGACGACGCCCCGCAGCCGCCUCGGUCUUGGCCAGCUUUCCGCGUCCAGUUCCCCCGGCCUGCGCGCGCAGAAGCUGGAUCUAGCACGAGUCCACCGCGCGCCGGUCACACCGUGGGUAACUGCGGGCCGGGAGAAGCGCCCAGAUGCCGGCGGUCCCCGCCUUUGAGAGUCGACGGCACACCGGUACUUGAUUGUGGGUAGCGGGGAGGCUGGCGCUAGAUUGUUGAAUUCCCAGUUACGCGCAGAAUGCCCAAUCUUCUAAGCAGGACGGAUCGGACAGUACGGAGAAGCGGGCUCCUGUAGUUCUGGGAUUGCAUUUUGCAACGUGUCUCCUCGAGCUUCGCGCCAAGCCUGGGGGAGGGAGGGAGUUGGGGCCGGAAGGCCAGCGCCGCGGGUGGAUAGGGUCCGCGGGUAGCCCCGCGUGUGCGUCCCUGGCCAUGUCGCCUUUAAUGCCCUGCCCUUUUGCGUGGCCUUCUGAGGGUUUCCAGGGCAGGCCGGGGUUGCUUCCCACCCACACGCCCUCUCUCACCCCCAGCUAACCCCAGCGGGCAAGGCUCCCCAGAGCCGAGACCUUUUGACUCUGCUCCCUCGCUCCCGCCUCCGCCCUCGCCCGGGGGUGGCUCCCGAGAGCCGGACCUCGCCGGCCCCGGCUGGGACCAUGGUGUUUCUCUCUGGGAAUGCCUCCGACAGUUCCAACUGCACCCAUCCGCAGGCACCAGUGAACAUAUCCAAGGCCAUUCUGCUCGGGGUGAUCUUGGGGGGCCUCAUCAUUUUCGGUGUGCUGGGCAACAUCCUAGUGAUCCUCUCCGUGGCCUGCCACCGGCAUCUGCACUCGGUCACUCACUACUACAUCGUCAACCUGGCGGUGGCCGACCUCCUCCUCACCUCCACGGUGCUGCCCUUCUCUGCCAUCUUUGAGAUCCUGGGCUACUGGGCCUUUGGCAGGGUUUUCUGCAAUAUCUGGGCGGCGGUGGACGUCCUGUGCUGCACCGCGUCCAUCAUGGGACUCUGCAUCAUCUCCAUCGACCGCUACAUCGGUGUGAGCUACCCGCUGCGCUACCCCACCAUCGUCACCCAGAAGAGGGGUCUCAUGGCCCUGCUCUGUGUCUGGGCGCUCUCCCUCGUCAUCUCCAUCGGGCCCCUGUUUGGCUGGAGGCAGCCGGCCCCUGAAGACGAGACCAUCUGCCAGAUCACCGAGGAGCCGGGCUACGUGCUCUUCUCGGCCCUGGGCUCCUUCUACGUGCCACUGACCAUCAUCCUGGUCAUGUACUGCCGGGUCUACGUGGUGGCCAAGAGGGAAAGCCGGGGCCUCAAGUCCGGCCUCAAGACUGACAAGUCGGACUCGGAGCAGGUGACGCUCCGCAUCCAUCGGAAAAAUGCCCCGGUAGGAGGCAGCGGGGUGUCCAGCGCCAAGAACAAGACGCACUUCUCCGUGAGGCUCCUCAAAUUUUCCCGGGAGAAGAAAGCGGCCAAAACACUGGGCAUCGUGGUCGGCUGCUUCGUCCUCUGCUGGCUGCCUUUUUUCCUAGUGAUGCCCAUUGGGUCUUUCUUCCCUGAUUUCAAGCCCUCAGAAACAGUUUUUAAAAUAGCGUUUUGGCUCGGAUACCUAAACAGCUGCAUCAACCCUAUUAUAUACCCAUGCUCCAGUCAAGAGUUUAAAAAGGCCUUUCAGAACGUCUUGAGAAUCCAGUGUCUCCGCAGAAAGCAAUCUUCCAAACACGCCCUGAGCUAUACCCUGCACCCACCCAGCCAUGCCCUGGAGGGCCAACACAAGGACCUGGUGCGCAUUCCAGUGGGAUCGGGAGAGACCUUCUAUAAGAUCUCCAAGACGGAUGGGGUCUGUGAGUGGAAAUUUUUCUCUUCGAUGCCCCGUGAAUCUGCCAGGAUUACAGUGUCCAAAGACCAAUCAGCCUGCACCACAGCCCGGGUGAGAAGUAAAAGCUUUUUGCAGGUGUGCUGCUGUAUGGGGCCCUCGACCCCCAGCCAUGGAGAGAACCACCAAGUUCCAACCAUUAAGAUCCACACCAUCUCCCUCAGUGAAAAUGGGGAGGAAGUCUAGAGGACAGGAAAGGUCAGAAGGAAGGCAGGGGGCGGGGGAUGAUCUUAGGCACCCACCCCACUUCCUACUCGGAAGGCCAGUUCACUCUUCCUGGAUGACAAGACGGGACCAUCAGACCAGGGAUCAUGUGGGAACGGGGUGGGGGAGGAGACCUUGGGCAGUGGGUAAGGCUCAGGGAAGAAGGGGGAUGUCACACGACCAUCCAGCUCUAAAUGACGAUAAACAGCAUUUCCUUGAGGCUAAUGCUCUCGCGGUCAUCCUCUGAGGCCGCUUUCCACGUCUGGCCCUUGCAACGAAAACCACCAUGGGAAACAGAAUGUCAUACACAAUCCAAAAGACUAUAAAUAUAAGGUUAUGAUUUCAUCACGAAUAUUUUGAGCACACACUCUAAGUUUGGAGCUAUUUCUUGAUGGAGUGAGGGGGAUUUUAUUCUCAGGCUAAACUUACUGACAGCCACGUUGGAUAUUUACAAGGAGAGGGCCUGGAGAGGAAGAGCCUUAAGACGGAGGCCAACAUCCAGGCACAUUCUUUCGAGAGCGCGUUUUAAACUCCACCAUUUCUGAUCCAUCCAGUUGCUUCACUUGGGUGAAACGUGGCAGUGAGGUUUACCUUUUGCAGCAGUUUGACUGGAUGCUGCCCCUGAUUCCCUAAAGACGAGGGGGAGGGGGCGCUCAUUUUGCCUCGGAAUUAACGGAGGCACAUCCUCUAUGCUCGGGUCUAGAUAGUUGGGGAAAAAAAAGGUGGCUUUUCCUGAUAGGAGACAGUAGAGGUGAGGGCCCGUUUUUUCAACUUACUGCUACAGAAAACAUUCCAGUAGCCAAUGCCAGGAUCAAAUUGAGGAAGGCUUCUUGUGAAACCUACUUAAAGAUCAAGAGGUUGGAGUGGAGUGGGUACUGAUUUCAUGCUAAGAGGCUGCAUACUUACGGCACAGCCUUUUUCAUGUGGCUUAGAAAGGCUUUUCUUGGCAAAUGGCUUGCUUUUUCCAGAACUCCAUUAUGAAAAUUCAGAGCUUGCAGUACUUUGAAAGGCACAUCCUGACUUCCGUUUUUUCUCAGCUGCUUCGCUACCGCCUAAUGAAUGAGGUUCAAGGUCCUGAAUGCACAUGCAGCCUGGUGGAAUGCGCCUUAUGAUCCAGGGAUACCCUUCCCGAACUUUGAAAGAUACACACGCUUAGCUUGAGAGGAGACUGACAGGUCCCCAGAAAAUCAUCUAAAGGAGGAAUUUGCAAAUAGUUUUUGACAGAGGCCCAUUGCUUCUGGUAAAAGAUCCAGGAACCCGUUCGCUUCAUCUAUCCCCACUUUCUACAGGGAUGUGGGGAACUUGCUUUAUGUGUUCCAAAUUUUGGUAAACCUUCAUAACUCUGAAUAUCACUAAAGAUGAAGAUGAUUCUGAUAUGCAAAAAUUAAAAUAUUUUUCACGUGCCACAGUAAGAAUUUAAAAUAAGACUUAACGUUUUUAGAAUAAUUCUGGACUAGAAUCACUGGUCUAAAAACUACUGGUCGACCAUUUCUGUGGCCUCUUCCCCCCAUUUGAGUCAUUUCCUCUUAAGAAUUCCCAAGCAGAUUGCAGCCCUUGUUUAACUUUCACAGCAAAGGUAGGAGCUUGUGAUCUUUUCUUCUUCCCUCGCAGCACAAUGAUAAUUUCUUCAAGUGCGCCUUGAAGGCUAAUACCUUUGCACA
Prionailurus viverrinus (fishing cat) is the source of this 4011-nucleotide messenger RNA. It is a transcript of the gene ADRA1A, whose product is annotated as adrenoceptor alpha 1A. The transcript has 3 exons. Gene Ontology annotation, cellular component: membrane. Lineage: Eukaryota; Metazoa; Chordata; Mammalia; Carnivora; Felidae. The record is from RefSeq and is a predicted model, not a curated record. Gene Ontology annotation, molecular function: alpha1-adrenergic receptor activity. Gene Ontology annotation, biological process: phospholipase C-activating G protein-coupled receptor signaling pathway; cell-cell signaling; positive regulation of cytosolic calcium ion concentration. Bases 932 to 2332 code for a protein of 466 amino acids.